AGAGGAAGGGGGUUUGCUGCUGGUAAAGAUAAACAGCCGAGGAGCCUCUGAGCCACAUGAACAUGGCGGCUCCAGCCCUGGACACCGCUGUCGCUCCGUCCCGCUGACCGUCUCCUCACCCGACAACACCUCAGACUCUCCCCCCUCCAACUCCCAGGGUUUGACGGCGAGUUUCUGCAGCUAGACAGCGAAACCUGGAAUCUGUUGUAAAUUGUGCCGCUUCAUCCUUAAAAGUAGCGUUAAUUCGGCCAAACACCAUGACGAUGUCGCAAAGUGACUUUUUGUGGAUGUUUACCCACGAUGCUUUGCAUAUGAGGUGCUGAUAUUUGCUGAAGAUGAGUAGUGAGGGGGGGGACACCCCGGAGCCCCCCAGAGCAGGGGUGGCGGCUCUGAAGAGGAAGGACUGUCAGUCGGAGCUGCUGGGGCCCAGCCCCAAGAGGAGCACCGAGAGGAGAAACCGGGAGCAGGAGAACAAGUACAUCGAGGAGCUGGCGGAGCUGAUCUUUGCCAACAUCAACGACAUGGACGACCUCAACGUGAAGCCGGACAAAUGUGCCAUCCUCAAAGAGACGGUGAAGCAGAUCAGGCAGAUCAAGGAGCAAGAAAAAGCUCCCGUGGCCGACGCUGAAGAGGUGCAGAAGGCAGACGUCUCGUCUACGGGGCAGGCCGUCAUUGAUAAGGACGCUCUCGGGCCCAUGAUGCUGGAGGCCCUGGACGGCUUCUUCUUCGUCGUCAACAUGGAGGGCAACAUAGUGUUCGUGUCGGAGAACGUCAGCCAGUAUCUGCGCUACCAGCAGGAGGAGCUGAUGAACACCAGCGUCUACAGCGUGCUGCACGUCGGCGACCACGCGGAGUUCAUCAAGAACCUGCUGCCUAAAAGCCUCGUCAAUCAUCACAGCAGCGAUUCGUCCAACAGGAACAGCCACACCUUCAACUGCCGCAUGUUGGUCAACCCUCACACCCCCGACGGCGAAGCCCGGCCGGCCUACGACCAGCAGGACGCGGCGCCGCAGAAGUACGAGACCAUGCAGUGUUUCGCCGUCUCCGAACCCAAGUCCAUCAAGGAAGAAGGGGAAGAUUUCCAGUCCUGCCUCAUCUGCGUGGCGAGACGAGUCCCCGUCAAGGAGAGGCCUGCGAUGCCCUCGUACGAGAGCUUCUCCACGCGGCAAGACCUUCAAGGUAAGAUCACGUCGCUCGACACCAGCCUGCUGCGGGCGUCCAUGAAGCCCGGCUGGGAGGACCUGGUCCGACGCUGCAUCCAGAAGUUUCACCUGCAGAGCGACGGGGAGAUGUCCUUCGCCAAGAAACACCACCAAGACGUGUUGAGGAAUGGCCACGCCCUCAGCCCCCUCUACCGGUUCUCCCUGGCCGACGGCACCGUCGUCUCGGCUCACACUAAGAGCAAACUGGUCCGAUCUCCAGCCACCAACGAACCGCAGCUGUACCUGUCCCUGCACAUCCUGCAGAGGGAGAGCGGCGUAACUGGAGACAAGGCAGUGACCCCGAACAGCGUGAGCGGGCCCUUCCCUUCUCCCGAUGCCAGUGUCACCAGCAACACCCACCACUCCACAGCCGCCUCCAGCACCCCUGGACGUGGUUUUGGGGCCGUAGCGGGACGGGCGCCCACCCCUCAGGGAAACUGCCACGCACAAGGAAGUCCCAGCGUCACCUCAGGGGCCCAGGGCGCCAUGUUGUCUCCUCGUCAUCGCCAGAGUCCCAGCAUGGCGGCCACCAGCAGCAGCAGCUGUAGUAGCCCUCAUCUCCCCCAGCAUCCGCCUGGAUCUUUCUCCCCCGCGGGCAGCUUGCACUCGCCGGUCUGCAGCAGCACGGGGAGCAGCCAAGGGUUCAACUCUCUCAGUGCACUGCAGGCUCUCAGCCAGGGCCACAGGAUUUCCCAGGGACUCGCCGAGGGGCAGCAUCCAGACUCACCUGACAGAAAACCAGUAGCUCUGCAGAGCCCCCUUCACAGCGGCAACGCUGGUAGCCAACUAGCCAAGAAUAAUUCCGGCUUAGAGGCUGAUUUAUUUGGAACAUUUGAGGAGCAGCAAGACUUGCUGUCAUCCCAGAACCAAGAGGGUGAACAGAGGGAGGGGAAGGACGGUGACCAUGACAGCUUUGAUGCUAAUGGAGGUUUGGGGGACCUUGGGGACGCCCCAAACCGACUUCUGAACACCAAAGGCCACACCAAGCUACUCCAGCUCCUCACCACCAAGUCAGAACCGUCUGAUCCCUGCUCACCGCCGGGGCUCCUGGGGGAAGAUCAGGCCUGCAAGGACCAGCUGGGCGGCGGCAUAGGUGGGGCAGGACACAACAACCACUCCACCUCGUUGAAGGAGAAACACAAAAUUCUCCACAGGUUGCUGCAGAACAGCACCUCACCCGUGGAGCUGGCCAAGCUGACGGCCGAAGCCACCGGAAAGGACCCCAUCGGUCCAGAGUCGGCCUCGGGGGACAGCAUGGCCGCUCUGAGCGAACUCUGCACUAAACAGGAGCCGGGAAGCCCCAAGAAAAAGGACAAUGCGUUGCUUCGUUAUCUUCUGGACAGGGAUGAUAACGGCAUCCUGGAUAAAGCCAUUAAGAUGGAACCCGGAGAGGGGCUGAAACUGUCCAACAUAAAGACGGAGAAACAGGACCCUGGAUAUAAUAUGGCAGACCAGACCAGUGAGCUGGAGGACCUGCUGGAGGAUCUGCAGAGUGGCAGCCAGCAGCAGCAGCAGCAGCAGCAGCAGCAGCAGAUGUUUCCCAGUCAGCCACCAGUCAGGGGUAAGGCCUCUUCCUCUUCGUCCUCUUCUUCCUCUGGACCACCUGGCUCCUCUGUGGACAAACAAACCAUCAUCGGUGACAUCCUGCAGAUGACUAACAGCAGCGGCAGCCCCCCCAGCCAGCACAGAGCCUUUCCUCCCAUCAGCCCUGCAGGCUUUAAUGGUGCCAGGCCCGGCCAGUCGGGUCAAGGUGCUCCUCCAAUCAGGAGCUUGUCUCUGGAAAACAGUAUGGGCCCCAGCCCCACCAGGCCUUUCCCCCCUCAGCACAGAAACAAUGGACCCUACUCCUUAAUGCAGCAGCAGCAGCAGCAGCAGCAACACCAAGGCAUGAUGGGAGCCCACACAGGCAUGGUCAACCAGGCUGCCAUGACUAAUACAGGCAUGCGAGGCCCCAUGCAGCAAGGUUGGGGUGGUCAGGGACCCAUGGGCGCUGCAGGGCCGAUGAUGGGCCAGGGUGUUGGACCUGGUCGCAUGGUCCCCAACAUGAACUCUAUACACCCCACAAGAGGCCCACCUGGGUCCAAAGCCAUGGUCAACAUGCAGAUGAUGGGCAGCGACAUGGAGAUGGCAGCCCCUCCCUACCCUCAGCAACAAGCUCCACCCAAUCAGACUGCUCCAUGGCCAGACCGAAUGAUGAUGGAUCAUUAUGGAAACCAAAGCAGGCCACCGUACGGCGCUCCCCAGGAGGAUGGCAUGGGGUGUUGCGGCAACGGGCACGAAGGGCAGUCGGAUGAAGGGGCGCUGCUGAACCAGCUGUGCUCGGUCCUGAAGGACUAUGAGGGUCUGGAGGAAAUCGACAAGAUGCUGGGAAUCCCCACGCUGGCCGGACAGGGUCCUUUGUCAGACCAAGACCAGUACAUGGGCUCCUCAGAUCCCGUAGCCAGCAUGAAGCCGCCCCUCUAUAGUCAACACUACGGCGGCCAGCCGGGCUACGGCGGCAUGCCUCCCGAUGGCAGGUACCACGGCCCCUCUAUGGGCGGCCACAUGGGGCCACAAAGGAUGCCACCGACGGGCUACCCCCCGAUGGUGAGGAUGCCUGGAGGCGCUGGACCAAGGCCAACUGGCAUGAGACCAGGGGGGCCCAAUCCCAUAGCGCCCUCCCAGCCCAACAACCUGAGGCUCCAGCUGCAGCACAGACUCCAGGCACAGCUGAACCGUCAGCCAAUGGUGAACCAGAUGGGUGGAGUGUCCAAUAUGAAUCUACCUCUAAGGUCUAAUGUACCAAACCAGGGAAGCCACAGCGCUCAGAUGCUGGUCCAGCCUCACCGCGAGUACCUCAACAACCACCUACGUCAGCGCCAGCAGCAGCAGCAGCAGCAGCAGCAGCAGCAGCAACACGUGCAUCAGCAGCGUGCCAUGAUGAUGCGGGCUCAGGGCAUCAGCAUGCCGCCCAACAUGCCCAGCGGGGGCGCCGCUCCCACCCCAGUGCCUAUGGGUGGCACGAACCCACGGCUCCCCCAGGGCAACCCGCAGCAGUUCCCCUACCCGGCCUCCAGCUACGGUACAGGCCUGCCCUCUCCUCCUCCACCUCCUCCUCCUCAUCCCGGCUCCUCCAGCCCCUUCUCCUCCCCUCUCUCCCCCAGCCAUCAUCUGGCUAACCAGGGCAUGAUGGGAAACGUGGGCGGGCAGUACAGCGGGGUAAUGAGUCCGCCAUCACACCACAGUGCCUUCCAGUUCAGCAGCUCAGGGAUGAGCCAGCAGCAACACCACCAGGAUCCAGUGUCAUGGGGGGCCGCCACCCCUCAGAGCCCUCUACUGUCCCCCAGGAUGGGGCAGGGUCAGAGCCCCAUGAUGCAGCAGAACCAGAGCCAACACCAAACCCAACCCCAGGGUCCGAACCAGGGAGGACCUCCCAGCUACCAGCCUAGUGCCAACCUCAACGGGUGGCCACAUCCUGCCAACGUCUCCACCAGCAACAGUGUGUAUCCCCAACAAUCCCAGUCUCAGUACUCCACACAACCAAAUGGAGGAAUGUACAAUGGCAACAACAUGAGCCUGGGCGUUGCCAUGGCCAACAAUGGUGGCAACAUGAACCCAAUGUCGGGGCAGAUGGGCUCCAUGACCUCAAUUAAUACAGAGCAGGUGAGUGACAGCAGCUUGAUCCUGGAGCAACUUGCAGGAAUUGACAUGUUGACGCAAGAGGGUGAAGCUAAUUCUAAUUUUUGCUGACCCCGGCUGCGUUUUAGUCAAGUCGGCUGAACUCAGCUCACGAGGGAAGUUAUGAAGGAGCUGAGGGGAAAACACUGCCCUUCUAUCACACCAGCCAACUCAGAGUCACCAUAAAGAAAGAAAGAGAAAGAGGACGACGACCACCACCACCACCACCACCAAGACAAGUACAAACCUUCUGAAAUGCACUCAGAGUGGUUUAGUCUCUGUUUUGCAUUUCAUGCAAAAAAACAAACAAACAAACAAACAGAAAUUACAGGGAAACUGCCAUCUGAACCAUCCUGACAGCAGAGUCACAGUAAGAGUUUAGGGUGAGUUUUUCUCUGUAGCUUACAAUAAGCUUUCAACCUUAGUAAUGAAUCAACACGUGUUAUAUUUAUCUGUAUAUUGUAUUCUUUAAACAAUCAAGUGAAGGCUGUCGCAGGAUUAAUGCUCUGCUAAAAAGGGUUUCUUUAAAAACCAAACGUAGGAUUGAUGAAGGAAAUUGUGAAGUAGUUUUAAGACAAGAGGCUCAAAUAUAGUCAAGAGGCUGCAUAAAGCACCAAAUGUACUUUGUUUCAGAUCUCUCUGCGUACACGGACGCUCUCACACUCACAGUGUUUGCUGUUAGAAUGUGCUUCGUUCAGAUGAAUGUAUUCCUGACGUUUUCCCACUGAAAACAUCCAGCUGUGAUCCUCUGAAGUCUCUUAGGCGGUGGAUUCGUGAUAGAGUUUUUUUUUUUUUUUUUUUUUUUUUAAUUAUUAUUAUUUCUAUUUGUGAGUGUGUGAAACUGAAACUAACGUCACAGCUCGACGCUGGAGAGGCGAACGGUCGACGAGCUUAAACGGAACCUCUGGAUUUCUAUCUUUUUACGGUUCUGUUUAAGAGCCUGGACGAGGAGGACAAAAGAGAGAGUUUAUGGAAAACAAAAUAUUUUAGUUAUUUAUAGUUUUGAAGACUUUUUAGAGAUUCUUUGUAUGACAUGAAAAAAAAUCAAGAAUAUCUAUCUUUAAGAAAAAUCUCUCGAAAUGGUACACGUGGAUGUCGAUUUAAAAAAAUUAAUAUAUUUCAACUGCUGUAGUUUCAGGGGCCCGUGUCCCUAUUUAAUGACUUUUUGAAUGAAGGUGGAUAUGAUGUAUAGAUAGUGUAUAUAGAUUUUUAAUACCCCUUUCUUCCCCUAUGUGAUAUUUUAAAGCAGCAGGUUGGUGUUCAAGAAACAUUUGUCAGAGGGCAGAAAUAUGUCAUUGGUUAAAUGAAUCAUCAGUAACAUGGCGCUAAAGUUGGAUUCAAAAUGUAAACAAAAAUGUUCACGUAUCCAUUGUCUACCUUCGCUAGUUUACAGGCUAGCUAGCCGGUUUUCCAAGUUAGAAAUUGACAACACAGUUACGAACUAAUAAAGAUUAUAUUUGUUUUCUUAGCUUUUAGCUCUUAUUCUGUAGCUAGUGAUGCUUUUUGUUUCAGACUGAAAAAUGCAUUCAGGUGUAAUGUUGACAGCUUUUAGCAAAGGUUAGCACCAAAUGUUGGCAUGCUAACAUACUAAAACAGAUUUUUGUGGUUGUAACAUGUUGUGUACACAAAAUGCUUGGCGUUCACAUGGUUUAACAUCAGCCACACCUAGCAGAGAAGCUAAUGUUUCGCCCUCGGCUAAGCUCAUGAGCUCAUGAUUGUGGUGCAUAAUUUUAGGGAAUUUAUUUUGCCUGCUGACAUUUUUCCAGUGACAUUUAUUUCUGCCUCCAAAGCAGCUUUGCCUCUUAAAACAACAACAACAACAAAAAAAACGUGUUCAUCCAAUAAAACUCAAUGCUACUGCCGCUUAUUUUAAAAAUGACUCUUCAAAACUGAGAUGCACUGACCUGCAGGAGGCGCUCCUGCUUUACAGUGAGUCUCAAUGAAGCUGUCAUGCUGAAGGACUACUCGUGUUGUUUGCUGUGAUGGCUCUUUCUUUCGGUGUCGCCGAUCUAUUGAAAGACGAACGUCUCUACAUGCUCUUUGUACUUUUUUUUUUUUCUUUCUUUAGCAUUUCAUGCUAAAAUGACAUUUCCACAAACGGCAUGUGUCCCAGAACCUUUACAGUUCCUUAUCCAGACUGGAGCAUUUGGUAAUGGUCUCAUAAAAUGCUUUUGAAAGGUGCUGUUCACUAGGUGCUGUCUCAUACUUAAUAAGCUUAUAAUUGGGAACAAAACUGUAAACUGGCAACGUGUAUUUUUGGAAAAAUCUCUUAAACUCACACUGUAAAACGUGGAUGUAUGAUGAGGAGAAUGUGAAAAUGCCGACUGAGUGCGAAAUGAAAACACUGAAAAUAGCCUUUAGCGUUUGUUGCCACUUUAUCCCCCCCCUCCCCUGUCACUACAGUGUAUUAUACUCCGGUGUGAGAAUGUUAUAAAAAAUCCCAAAGAUGCUAACCUCUGAGAGAAAAGCCAUGAAAAUCUUCUGAAUGUCAAACUCUCUGCAGGAUCGCGGCGCUCACACGCUCCUAUAAUGAAAGCGAAUGAUUUCUCUUGAUUUUUCUUGCAUAUUGAAGCUUUGUCUUGAUUUAUACGUGUGCUUUAUGUCAACUGCGAAACACUGUAAUUCAUACCUUAAGAUGCUAAAGACAUAGUCUUAUGCCUUAGAUCUGUCUGUAGCAGUCUGCUGUGUAACUGUAAGACUUACAGGUGUGUUACUGCUGUCCAUAGACUGUAUGUAAAUAUGGACGACAUGCCCCUAUAGCAUUUCUAUAGCAUCAAGUAACUAACUAAAAUGAGACUUAUCCAAAAAAUUGACACUUGCAUAUGCACCAACAUUACAUCAACUACCUAAAAUGACAGAAACCAUCCUUAAAAAACAAUUUGACAUUUAUUUUAGUGUUUUAGUUUGGCCCAAUUCCCAUCCACUAACAUUGAGGAGGUGGAGCUUAUGACCUACACUGCAGCCUCCAGCCACCAGGGGGAGCUCUACUUGCUUUGGCUUCACUUUAGAGGAGCUUUUUUCGGCCGUCCAUCUUCAUCCUGUCUAUGCAGCUGUCACGAACUGAUGGGUGAGCGAAUUAGUGUGUUAGACGGCCAGCGUUUUUUAGAAUUUCCUCCCGCAAAGAGUUGUAUUUACAAAAUAAUAUAUGGAAGCCCACUGAUGCCAAAAUGAUGCAUGAACAAAAAAAUCAACCCAAAACCUGAAAUAAAAGCUUAGUAUGAGCAAUAUAGCAGAUUAUAUUGAAAAGGUUUAGAAGGUCUCACAUUAUUUUAAGAAAGAUUUCACAUUAAUUCUGAGAUUCUGAUAAUUUAAAGAAAUUUGACAAACUAAGUUAUUGUAUUGUUUAUGUUUAUUGUAUUAUUAGAAAUUAUAAUUAAUUAUUUUAAGAGUUUUAAACAGUUUUAAGAGACAAACUCAUUAUUUUGAAAUUCUUAUUUUGUGCUUUUGAGAAGCUUUCCCCAUUAUUUUGAAAAAAGUUAGAGUUUCUUGUUGUUUCUGACACAGCUCCACAUUAAUUCAGUGAAGCUAGGGCCAUUAUUUUAAUAUUGUAAUUCAUUCUUCAAGGAGUUUGUCAUGAUUUUGAUAUAAUUUCAUAUGAUUCUGAUAAAUGAAGUCAUUAUUAUGAAAAAAACAUAGAUUUUUAAAAUUGUAUUAAUUAUUAUUAUUAUGCGAUUAUGAUUCAUUAUUUUUGAGAGAAUUUGUCAUCAUUUGGAGAAAAAUUAACUUUAUUUCACAAUUCUAAUAAAUUCUUCUAUGAAUGUUUCUCUUAAGUUUGAGAAACCAAUUCAUCAUUUUGAAAAACUUUUUUUUUUUUUUUUUUUUUUUUUGGCGUAAAUGGGCUUCCAUCCACCUCACCUAAUUUAUCACAUCCUAUUGAACAGAUGCAAGUCGGUUCCAUGUCAAUACCAAAUCUAAUCUUACUUUGAGUAAUAUAAACAUGUAAAAUAUUUCUUCAGCUCCUUUUAUACCCUACAGAAAAGCCAAAGUUGGUGGUGCUUUAGUUCAGUUAGGAAAUGUUCUAACUCUGCACAGCGGCUGUAAUGUUGUAGAAAAGAGACUUAUUGACCCUUUAAGAAGAUUUCUGCCAGGAUGAGCCCCCUUUAAGAUAAAUCUUUGUAAUAGUCAUAAAAACAGUAAGUACUGUGGUAAAUCAGUGUAACGACUCACAGCAGAAGGAGAGUGGAGGCUGUUUGAGAUUAAAGAGAUUUAUUUAUUUUUUUUUUUUAAUUUCAUUUGAAAUUUCCUCUCUGCUGUGAUGUUCAUAUUAAACAUCUCCGCGGUAUAUAUACAGUUUUAUUCAGAGUGUGGGUGCUUUAUUAUUAUUAUUAUUAUUAUUAUUAUUAUUAUUAUUAUGCAGAAGUCCGGACGUUCACACACACACAGACACACACACACUUUUAUGCAAGCUGUCGACUCUAAUGUUGCUUUUGCCAAUGCUGCUUGUUAAUUUAUGAUUCAUGCCACUGUAAAUAAACUAUUUUUAUUGA
Messenger RNA from Mugil cephalus (flathead mullet), 9346 nucleotides. RefSeq names its product nuclear receptor coactivator 2-like. Gene Ontology annotation, biological process: positive regulation of transcription by RNA polymerase II; cellular response to hormone stimulus. Gene Ontology annotation, cellular component: nucleus. The record is from RefSeq and is a predicted model, not a curated record. The transcript is spliced from 24 exons. Gene Ontology annotation, molecular function: nuclear receptor binding; protein dimerization activity. NCBI's taxonomy places the organism in Eukaryota, Metazoa, Chordata, Actinopteri, Mugiliformes, Mugilidae. The coding region runs from base 336 to 4931 and encodes 1531 amino acids.